CACAGCAUAAUGUUUACUCCAUGACUAAUGACGCAUGGUGGUUUUGUGCAUUCGGUGCUUACACGCCGGUUAGGCGUGUUAUAGUAAUUAAUUUGUUACUACUUUUUGGAUAUUUUAAGUCAUUAGCAAAAUGGAAUCUUUGUCAGGUCAGCUUACCUCAGCUCAGAAAGAUGAGCUUAUGGAACAAGUGAAGACGCAAAUAGCUGUUGCAAAUGCUCAAGAAUUGUUGACGAAAAUGACUGAAAAAUGUUUUAAAAAAUGCAUCUCAAAGCCCGGUACAUCUUUAGAUAGUUCAGAACAGAAAUGUGUUGCCAUGUGCAUGGAUCGAUACAUGGAUGCUUGGAAUCUAGUUUCUAGAGCGUAUAGUAAUAGAAUUCAACGUGAAAGGCAAAGAAUGUAACCAUUGAUUUUAUUAAGUAGUGGAUAUUACAGCAGGAGAGAACUAUAUGCUUGAAAUAGAAUUGUGAAAUAAUUUGUAUGUGUGAUGUCAUCGAAAAUGUGUUCAAUUCAUCAGUAGGGUGUGUGUGUGUGUGAUGCUAUUACAGAAAAUUGUUUCCAUUUCUUUGGUAAAUUGAUUCUGUACAUAGAUUGUGAAUGAUGUUACAAGUAUAUUUACGAUAGUAUGAAAAUAAAAAUGUUGUUUUCAUUUGUUUGUUUAAAUUUUUAGAAAAUAUAUUUAUGAACACACCAUAUCUCUUUUGGAGAGUUGCGAUUUUACCUUUGAUUCAGUCACCUUUAUUAGAGGUAAAUUAGAAACAAAUUGUGCACGAAGGCAUUUUCACUAAAUCUUCAGUAAGUCAGAUUUGAGAGUAUUACAAUUGAUUCUGGAAAGGAAGUAAGUAGGUUAUUUAAUACUGAGUUAGUGCAUAGUGUGAAGAUGCUAGAUAAGAAUAUUGGGCUGUGAAAUCGAUGUGAGUGAUUUGGACUCGCCUUUCUUUUUUUCUAAUUUGGUAUAGUAACAAAUUUAAUUGCAUUUAAUAAACAUUUAUCCUUGCUACAAAGGACCUUGUCGUGAAUAUUUAAAAAAAUCUUUGUAUGAUUAUUGUCAUAUUUAUUUUUCAAUGCAAUGAAGGAAAGCAAAAAUCUUUAAAUACACCUCUGAAUGAACUGAAAUAUUGAAUAUCAAAUUAUUGUUAAUAUUUUAUCUUUGUAGUCUUAUUAUACAAUCGGUUAACUGUUGCUGGUGAUCUAUGCAUCUCAGAUUGAAUUCUUCCUGUUCAUUAUCAACAGCUAAGGCUGAAGAGGCAAUUUUCAACAGUUAUUGUGCAAGGUAUUUUGCUGUCUGAUGAGUGGUUCCAUGAUUCUGAUAUUAAAUUGAUCAAACAAAUUUGAAUGAAU
This is a messenger RNA of Gryllus bimaculatus (two-spotted cricket), 1338 nucleotides long. Lineage: Eukaryota; Metazoa; Arthropoda; Insecta; Orthoptera; Gryllidae. The record is from the annotation of a GenBank genome assembly.